AUGGCGAGGGUAACAACUUUGACACGAUGUGAACUCAAGCGAGUCCUCGCUUCUGACUUUUUGCGACCGUCGGCCAAUUCAGUCAGAACUCGUGUCACAUCCGUCGGAUUAUCGCUUCCCCAACACCAGUCGGCCGCCAAUCAAAUCCGCGCCCUGGCCUCUGACACUAGAGUUCGAUCAGUUAUUUAUGUGCCAGAGAGGUCGAUGUAUAUAGGCUGGCGUCGAAAAAAAGCAAGAUUUAUGCCGUUUGUAAUAUUUUUUCGUUCAAGUUGAAGAGUUCCUUUGAAUGGGGGUACAGAUAACCGAUUCAAUCAUGAAGAAAAUGAAUAUACCACUAUUUCCCUAACGGGAAAUUAUUUCAAAAAAUGCCCUUGACGAUCUGAUUUUUUGAACUUUGUGUUGAAACUAGCCAAAAAGCAAAAAAAGCGUCUUUUCAAAAGCUUUCAAAAACUACAAGAUCUGUGAAUGGAUCUUUCAAAACUACAUUUCAUAUCUUAAAAGGACGUGACAAAAGAUUGACCUGAAAUCCAUUAAAACAAAAUUACGCCCACAUCCGGUUGAGAUAUGAAACUAGACAAAGAACAAUCCGCAAAAUUUGAAAUGAAAAAUGUGAAAAAUCUGAAGCAUUUGGCCGAAUUCUAGAGAUUUUAAAAGUUUUGGAGGUAAAAUAGUCGCGGAAAGGACAGCUCGAGUUCCCGCCAAAAGGGCGCUUUGCAGUAAAGUUGCUCUAUGGACAACACGCUUCGCCAUUUUUCAGAUUUUUGCUUUUAUCUUCGUUUCUUUCAAUUUUUAAUUUUUUCUUCUCUCGUCAAAGCUCUUCUCGCCACUUUCUUCUGAUGUAUGAAUUGCAAACUUUGAUCGCGAAAUGCUUCUUUUGUGAAAAAUAAUGAUUUUAUACAGCUUUCGCGUGGGAUAUCGAUAUUUUUUAUUAUCAUUGGGUGUUUUUUGUAUUCUUUCAGGAAAGAAACCCUCAAUUGAAACUGAUAUCCGGUUAUUUCUCACAAAAUGCGAGUCUAAUGAGACGUUCGCAACAUCGCGUGCACAGCUACUGUGAGCAGUUGUCCGUACAUCGAUCCAAUGCAUAUUUCAAAAUUAAAGGCGGGAAAGUAAAAUCGAGUUUUUCUCCAAAAGAAGUCACUUCUGUAAUUAUUUUGAAAACACCGCUCGAUUUGCAAAGAAAAACUAUAUAAGGUACUGUUUCCACCUGAAACCCCGUUUUUUACUGUUCCUAUUCCUUUAAAGAUGUGAAGAAAUAGGAAGCAGUUAAAAUUGGGAGUUUUCUUUGGAUUGUUAACCAUUUUCUCAUCUUAUCGACAAAAAAUGCUUGGACUUAUUUAAAUCUCUCAAGCCAGCUAAGAAUGGAAUAAAAGUCUGUGAAUAUUGAAAAAAGGUCCAAAAACUGUUCAGUUCGAAUGGAAACUUUCCUAAGUUCUUCAAAAAAAUUAAAAAAACUAUGAAAUAGUUUUCAAUCAUAUACUCAUCAUCGUUAUUUUCAUCCUUAAAUUCAAACUCGCGAUAAAAUCAUUGAAAACAGGUCUACUACUGACUUUCUUGUUUCAUUCAAAUCACUUGGCAAAGAUCAUUGAACGGAGCAGAAAAACCGGAUUCUGUUAUUUUAUCUCUGUUUCUUUGGUCCUUCAAAAAAUGGAAGAAAAGCUUUCAACAAGGAACUAAAUCUUACAAAGAUAAGAACUUUCCCCUGUCAAUCGAAAAUGGAGAUAAGAUGAAAAUAAGAUCAACAGGAGCAAAAAAGUCCAAAAUCUCUUUCAAAUGGGAACAGAGAGAAGAGAAAAAAGAAGUGAUGCGAUUGAAAAAAAAGAUGGAACGAAACGAAGAAGCUGCAUGGGUUACACAGCCGAUUGGAUUUCGAAUGAAUCCGACAACAAAUCUCACGACAAUAUUUGUUCGUGUCCCUCGCCCCAUGAACCUUAGUCAACAACUUUUAAGCUUCCAAACAAUUCUACAUGAACCAUUUUGUUUACUGGUAGGUUUGUCAACAAAUGGGUUGGAGUUGGAAAAACGUGUUUCGAAAAAGGUGACUCGAGUCAAAAAGAGAUGUGUGAGGCUCUACUUUGAAGUUUUUCUAGAGAAUUUUCAGGAUUUCAUGGGGAAAUUAGAUUCCUGAUUCUGACUGUUUCUAAUCAAGCUUUUUUUGUUUUUUUGAUUUUUUUGAAAAAUCCAUUCAGAUUUGAUAAAGAUCAUUUUAAACAAAGCUACUUAUAAAAUUGAGACAAUAUCCUUCUAUAUUCUUAAAUUUUUCUAAACUUUUUUUUGUUACAUUUUUUUUAAAGAACCCUUUCUGCUUUUAAAAAAACUGAAUUAAGGUGAUAAACAAGCGGAAAAAAAUUGAAAAAUUUUUUAAAAAAAUUGGAGUUUCGGAAAAAAAUCCUCGUUUUGAACUUUUCGGCAAUCUUUCUCGUAUAAAAUCCGCAUCUUUGAAUUAAACUGCCAUUAUAAACAGAAAAAAAUUUAUGAUAAUAAAAAUAUUUUUUUACUCGAUGAAGAAAAAAACUUGAGAGGCAACCUUUAAAAAAACAUUUUUGUCCAAUUUUUGGAUGAAUACUAAAAUUUUUUUAAUCAAACCGCUCACCUUCAACCUUGAACGUAAAUUUGAAGUUCAAAAUCAUAAAAAAAAACUUUUGGAACGGCCAAAGGGCAAAUGAAGCGGGAAGAUUGGAAGGUACAAUUUGGAAAGGAUCAAGGCGGCCACGGCUGCUGCGAACGACGGCAAUUGCUGGUAUUAUCCCAAGAUUUGUCAGAAAACGGCCAUCGAACGUCUUCUCGACUCUUCCACCAGAUGUCGGCCGGCAUGGAACGCAACUUUCCCAAAACUACCAACUUUUCUUGUAUACAGGUUUUUCUUUUAUUUUUUAUUAAAUCCGAAGCUAACUUCGUUAAAAAUUUUUCAAACUGGGGCGUUCUUAAAGGUUUUUUAUUGAGUUUAUAAAAUUGAAAGAUUGGACAUUGAGUACAACCAUCUAGAGUUUUCAAUGAACAAGAGGCAAAAAAAUCAAAAACUUAAUAGGAAGAGUUAUCGAAACAAAUGGAGGAGGUCCUUCAAUUCUCGUUAAUUUUGAAGCUUACUUUGAAGGGUUUUCUUUUAAAAAAGACGUAAAAGUUGAUUUUUUUUUUCUGAUGAUUUUUUUAGGAAUUACUUUUUGAGAUAUCAAGUCGUGAUUUUUAGCAACAAGAUAAUAUUGUGUAAGGCCACUAGGAAAAAGUCAUUAUAACAAGUAGAGAAGGCCAUUGGAAAAAUCUUCAAGGAUCGUAGGCCCAACAAUAGCGGCCAUAAAGGUAUAUAAUUCAAAAUGGUCUUUUGGCAUACAUUUUUUUGAAAGUAGUCCGAAUUUCUACAAACAAUGUAGAUGUUUUGAAUAGCUUUCCCAUAACUCAUUUAUAAAAAAAUAUAACCUUCUCGCUUAACUGAGACUCAAAUUGUGUAAACCAAAAAAAUGUGGAUCACUUCUAGAGAAGUUAUGCCCAACAAAAUCAUUUUUAAAUACCUUUAUGACUAGUAAGUGAAAGAAAUCGUUUUCAAUAAUUAAAAGGGGUUCAAAAUUUUCUUAAGAUCUUCCUUGAAACAGUAAAAGGCAACUAAUUUUCGAAAAACAGAUAAUCUCCCCUUGUCCUUCACCCUCCCCGUCGGAAUACGAGAAACAGCCGUGUUUCCUCUCGACCUCCGAGUUCGAUCCAGUACUUUAUCGAGAGGAACUUCUGAGACGAGCUUAUUUGGCACGCUUUCCAUUGGACAGGUAUAAAUGCUAAUAUUAGCUUUUUCAAUAGCAUCCCGUUUAGACGCUUAAAAGUUUAAAAAAGUGUUCAAUGAGUUUAGAAACUCGCUUAAGCCUGGCCAUGGUUUUAAAAAAAAAACAAGUUUAAAUAACGUAUUGAUUCUCAAGGUAUUUUAUAUAAAUCUGAUAGAAAACGCAAGCAAGAAGCUGAUAGUACGACAAUAAUAGUAAAACAUCAACAACCGGGAAAUUUAGAAGUCAAAGACCUGAUUAUUUUAUCGCGAUCGGUGAUAAGACCAAGCCAAGCUCUACAGUGACAAUUGGUGAGUUUUGAUACGAUUAGUCAAAAACGUUUCUUGUGGUUUCUAGAUCGUGAAAAAUGUCUUCAAAACCAUUUCUUCAGAAAAAUGGGAUUUCUAUUCGAAAAUGUUGAAGGAAAAAAGCUGAAAGAUAUUUUGAGUUCGCAAAAAGUUGCUCGAAAUUUGCAGUCCUUUAGAAAGCGUUUUCCAACAGUCUUUGAAGAAUAAGAACAGGAGAAAUACUCCACUUCAUGACGAAGUUUACGGUCAGCCGAUUCAGAAGUCAAAGGACCCAAGGGCGACAGGAAAAAGAGCGCGCCGACCCAAGUGCCAACGGCUUUUUUGGCCCUUUCCUGCGCCAUUGCCUUCGUUUUUGUACUCAUGUUAUUUGUAUACUUCACUGGUUUUGUUCGUUUUUAAAUCCGUUCAGCACAAUUGUUCAUUUCGGAAAAACAUCUCAACUUCUGCCGAAAAAUGGCUAG
Molecule: messenger RNA, 4512 nt
Organism: Caenorhabditis auriculariae
Lineage: Eukaryota; Metazoa; Nematoda; Chromadorea; Rhabditida; Rhabditidae
Source: the annotation of a GenBank genome assembly